AUGAAUGCAUACCUUAUUUCUAUUGUCAAUUCCCUGAUAAAUGAAGAAAUUGUUGAAAUUUUUGAAAAUUUAAUCGAAAGUGAUGUCGAAAUCUCAGAGAAAGUGUUCCAAAUUUGCUUAUCCAUAUAUGAUCUGAUUGAUUCUGACUCUCCAAUGAAAGAAAUUCGGGAUAAUAUCAUUGACCAAAAUUAUUCUACAUCAGAAUAA
Trichomonas vaginalis G3 is the source of this 207-nucleotide messenger RNA. RefSeq lists its product as uncharacterized. The record is from RefSeq and is a predicted model, not a curated record. The transcript has a single exon. Bases 1 to 207 code for a protein of 68 amino acids. NCBI's taxonomy places the organism in Eukaryota, Parabasalia, Trichomonadida, Trichomonadidae.